This is a messenger RNA of Eufriesea mexicana, 1221 nucleotides long. RefSeq names its product odorant receptor 4-like. NCBI's taxonomy places the organism in Eukaryota, Metazoa, Arthropoda, Insecta, Hymenoptera, Apidae. Gene Ontology annotation, cellular component: plasma membrane. Gene Ontology annotation, biological process: detection of chemical stimulus involved in sensory perception of smell; sensory perception of smell. Gene Ontology annotation, molecular function: odorant binding; olfactory receptor activity. The transcript is spliced from 5 exons. The coding region runs from base 1 to 1221 and encodes 406 amino acids. The record is from RefSeq and is a predicted model, not a curated record.
AUGAAAAACGAACUUUUAGCAGUCAAAGAAAAGUUUCGCAACCUCAGCGAAUACAGCAAACAGUUGAAUCGAUGGAUUUUAAAAUCAAUAGGCGUUUGGCCCGUCUCAUCUUCUGCUACGAGGACUGAAAAGAUCGUAUCGCAAAUUUUAGUUGUCAUUUGUUGGUGCUUUUCAUUAUUCACCAUAAUUCCCAAUUUACUUCGCAUCAUCCUUGAAAAGGAAAAUGCUUAUCGUAAACUGAAGACGCUUGGUCCUUUAAGCCAUUGGUUCGUCGGAGGGUACAACUAUGCUGUUCUGCUCUUACGUAAAGAUGAUAUUCGUUAUUGCAUAAAACACGUAAAAACCGAUUGGACUAUCAUAACGCGGCCGGAAAAUCAACUAGUGAUGUUAAAGCACGCAAAGCUCGGUCGCUACGUUGCUAGUCUCUCCGCGGGCUUUCUGCAAGGUGGCGUUUUCUGCUACUGUAUCGUAGCAGGAUCGACCAAAGAAAUCAUCGAAAUUGGCAACGAGACCAUAAGCAAACACGCUUUACCUUGUCCAGUCUAUAAAAUCCCAGUUGAUACCAACUUGACACACACUAUCAUCUUCAUUAUCCAAUUUUUAUCGGGAUUUGUCGCGAGUUCAAGUGCCACUGCUGCUUUUAGUCUUGCUAUCACCUUCUCCAGCCAUGCUGUAGGACAAUUGAACGUGAUGACGGUAUGGAUCAACGAAUUUGUAAAUCGACCAAGAGGUUGGAACAAAAAUGACUGUAUUAACAGAAUAAGCGUAAUUGUUGAACAUCAUUUGAGAAUUCUUAGUUUGAUAGCACGUAUUGAACGUACGAUGACUACGACGUGCUUCAUGGAAAUAUUAAAAUGUAUGGUGGGUAUGUGCUUGCCUGGCUAUUACGUGCUAGUGGAGUGGCCUAACGUAAACGUUCAGAACGCGGUUGUGUACAUUAUGAUACUUGUAUCUAUGAUUUCCAACAUAUUUUUAGUAUGUUAUAUUGGCGAAACGAUAACUGAAAAGUGCAAAAAGAUUGGUGACAUAAUUUACACGACGAAAUGGUACCAGUUGCCUGAGAAAGAUAUCCUUAAUCUGAUCAUGAUUAUUUCACGUUCCGGCGUGGAGGUUAAAAUAACUGCCGGAAAAUUGAUUAACACGUCUGUCUACACCUUUGGUAAUGUAGUAAAAACCGUUUUUACAUAUUUAAACAUGCUGCGUCAAACGACAAUAAUGUAA